Ochlerotatus camptorhynchus is the source of this 1913-nucleotide messenger RNA. It is a transcript of the gene beag, whose product is annotated as IC cytokine homolog beag. The record is from RefSeq and is a predicted model, not a curated record. NCBI's taxonomy places the organism in Eukaryota, Metazoa, Arthropoda, Insecta, Diptera, Culicidae. Bases 81 to 1625 code for a protein of 514 amino acids. Gene Ontology annotation, biological process: mRNA splicing, via spliceosome. The transcript has 5 exons. Gene Ontology annotation, cellular component: nucleus.
UACAAAUUUUGGAUUUUCUUCAAAGUGUUUUUAUAAAGAAGUGCAAAAUUAGUUAUUAUCGGUGAUUUUCAUCAGCAACCAUGCCUGGAGACGAUAUGCAUGAGCCGGAGACCCCGGCAACCCAACGUCUUACGAAUGAUGACUUCCGAAAGCUACUGAUGACUCCGCGAGCUCCCAGCGGAUCUGCACAUGCAGCUGGUUCGGUCCGGGAUGCAAUGGCCAAAGCUUCGACCUCAUCUUCUACUUCAGCUAUGAAACCACCGUCAUCUGAGCGGCAUGAAGCUCGAAGAAAAAAGAAAAAUUUCUAUGCCCAGCUGAAGAAGCAGGAGGAUAAUAAGCUUGCCGAGCUGGCAGAGAAGUACCGUGAUCGUGCUCGAGAGCGACGUGAUGGAGCUAAUCCGGAUUAUCAGAACCUGGAUCCAACUAACUCAACCAGUGGGUACCGAGCUGUGGCACCAGACAUCAAAUCUGGAUUGGAUGCAGCUGAACGACGACGUCAGCAGAUUCAAGAAUCUAAGUUCUUGGGUGGUGACAUGGAGCACACUCAUUUGGUCAAAGGUUUGGAUUAUGCCCUGCUCCAGAAGGUACGCUGUGAAAUUGUUGCCAAGGAACAUGAUCAGGAUGAAGAAAUGGAAAAACUUGCUGAUAUACCAGCAGAAGCUCCGGUGAAACAACCAAUACCAGAAAAAGAGCAACCAAAGGGAGACGAAAUUGAAUUUCGAACUGCGAUGGGAAAGAAUAUUCAUCGGAUUCUAGAAAUCCAAAGAUCACGUAAUGUAGAGCGCAAUGAAAUGUUUGCGCCUGGAAGGAUGGCUUACCAUAUUGAAUUGGAAGAUGAAAACGUAGAAACGGAUAUCCCAACAACAGUUAUCCGCUCAAAAGCGGAAGUACCCAUGGUAGAGGGUGAUACUCAGACACUCACUACUAACGAUAUUGUCAUCAACAAAUUGGCUCAGAUUCUGUCCUACCUACGUCAGGGUGGUCGAGGCAAGAAGAACAAACGUAGGGACAAAGAUAAGCCGCUUUUCAAACUUCCGGAAGACAAACAUAUGGAUGAUUCAAUUUAUGGAGAUAUUGGUGAAUACAAACCAUCCCGUCGCUUUGAACCAGGUGCUUCAUCAUCGAAGGUGGAUGACAGCCAGAGCAAACAUAGAUAUUUCGAUAAAUCUAACGAAGAAGAAGAACGCGAAACAGGAACAAUUCAAAUCCCAGCCCCGCCAAAGCUAUCGGCGCAACUUAUCACAAAGCUGACAGCCGAACCAGAGGGCUAUGCAGAAUGCUAUCCGGGACUGCAAGAAAUGAACGAUGCAAUAGACGAUUCUGACGACGAGGUUGAUUAUACGAAAAUGGACCUCGGCAAUAAGAAGGGUCCGAUUGGACGAUGGGAUUUCGAUACACAAGAAGAAUAUUCCGACUAUAUGAGCAGUAAGGAAGCUCUACCCAAAGCCGCAUUCCAAUAUGGUGUGAAAAUGCAGGAUGGUCGCAAAACUCGUAAACAUAAGACAGAAAAGAACGAAAAAGCAGAAUUGGAUCGAGAAUGGCAACAAAUUCAGAAUAUUAUUCAUAAACGUAAGGCUAAGGAAGGAGGCAGUGGUGAAUCUGAUUACAAAAAGGCCAAACAAUAAGUCUGUAAGAUGAACUUUGCAUUUUUUGUUUUCAAUUGAUGAUUUUUAUGUGAAAAUGUCAUCAACAUACAUUACCUACUUUUAUUUGGUUCAAAAGAAAAAGAAAAUAUUAAUUUGCCGGACAUAAAAUUCAAAUGUAAAAUAUUUUAAAAACUACAAGGAACGCAAUGGUGACGUAGGACUAUGUGGUCUCAUACAAUAAAUCUUAUUUGUUAACUGCAGCAGGAGCUUGUUUUUUUGUAGGAAUAGGAAUUUGAACGGGGUUCUCUGUUUCUACUCUUUAGUAUG